Rhincodon typus (whale shark) is the source of this 469-nucleotide messenger RNA. RefSeq names its product phosphatidylinositol 4-kinase alpha-like. The record is from RefSeq and is a predicted model, not a curated record. Lineage: Eukaryota; Metazoa; Chordata; Chondrichthyes; Orectolobiformes; Rhincodontidae. Bases 62 to 469 code for a protein of 135 amino acids. The transcript has 3 exons.
CAGCUCCAGGUCUCCUCACUCUCUGGAAGCUGAGGGUUUUGACACAGUGGCGCGUUGUGGGAUGUGUACUCUCCGGCUCGCCGUCCGGCAGCCGGCACUCAACAUGGCGGACCUGCUGGGGAAGGGAGCCGGCCGCGGCUUCUACUUCAACACGGUGCUCAGCUUGGCCCGUUCCCUGGCCGCCCAAAAACCCGCUUCCAUCGAUAAAGUAGAAAAGUUACUUUGUAUGUCUCCUGUGGAUUUUCAUGGCAUUUUUCAGUUGGAUGAACGGCGCAGGGAUGCAGUUAUUGCUCUAGGAGUUUUUCUGACAGAGUCGAAACUUCAGCAUAAAGAAACUGUGGUCCCCUAUCUGCUGCGGCUGCUUAAGGGAUUACCCAAAGUCCAAUGGAUUGAAGAUAGCUCAGGGAAAAAACAUCGAGGUACUGAGAUCUCAUUUAUGCUGGCUCUUACGAUUGGCAAUAAUCAAUGA